UUUCUUUCAAGAUUCAUAUUGCCUUGCUUGAAGUUAUUGAUGUGCUAGGUUCAAACCUAGGUUUAUGCAUAAGAUGUUGGAAAACAUUGGUUGAAGUAGGUUUGGUGAACUUGAAUUAUUCAUGUAUCAUCUGUUUUCAUAUGGAUACACCAGCCAAUACUAUUCUCUUGUUCUCAGCUGUUUCCAUAUCUUUCAUAUUUCACUAGGUUUCAAAAGUGAAAAGCCUAUACUUGAAUUUGAGAGCUAAGAAAGAAUGGAACAAGGAAAGUCAUUGGGCGUGAAGGCAUUUUUGAAGAGAAGUGGAGAGACAACUGAAGUUCGUAGAUUCACAGUUGACCAGGAUGUUGCUGCCAACUAUGUAUAUUUGCAAGGAAAGGUUCGGGCUGUGUUCCCCUGCCUGCAACGCUCUGAUUUCACUGUGACAUGGAUUGACAAAGAAGGAGAUGACAUCACUAUUUCCUGUGAUGAGGAACUCCAAGAGGCCAUCAUGGAGACCAUGAAUGUGGGAGGGUCAGAAUUCUUCAAGCUGAAUGUUCAUGCAGAUGCAAAACCCACUCAAACCAAAGANCAAGUUGCUUAUCAAUUGUGGCAUGUUGAUGUUUUUGCUAUUAUUUCAGCUGAAGGUGAUGGAGGUGCUCGACCAAAGACCCCUCCUGGUGCAUCUGCUGAUCCUCAGCCGAGCAUCAGUGCCACAGACUCGACUAUUUAUCCCAGUCUUUCUGGGAUCCCAUUGCAGCCAUCCCACCCCAAUCCAAAGGUAGCCCACAGUCUUGGUCUGAUGUUGAUGAUGGGAUUCACCAACGAAGGUGGCUGGCUCACUCGACUGCUAGAAGAGAAAGAUGGAGACAUUGGCAAGGUUUUGGAUGUCAUUCAACCCUUCAAGAGGACUCCUGCUCCUCUCAUGUCUUUUGAUUAGAUUGGCUUGGAUGUGUAUUGUAUAUUGAAAUGGAUGACACCUUAUCCCAUGUACACUCCAUCUUUUAUCUUUCACUUUGUGAAUGUGUGUGAUAGAAGUCUGUGAUUGAAUGAAUCAUGAAUAAUUUCUUAUUUCAGGUUUUUUUAAAAGUUUUUUUGUUUUUCUUUAUAGAUUCCCACUGGCACAUAUCAGGAUAUGUUCCAGUUUAUAUAAAAUGUUGCACACUGUCUUCUUGUGGACCUGUAAUCUCAACUUGUCUACUUGUAUUUUACUGGGGAAAUGACAUUGUAGAAGGAAUAAAGAUGGUGAAAGAUGCAGGACAAA
This is a messenger RNA of Darwinula stevensoni, 1240 nucleotides long. Lineage: Eukaryota; Metazoa; Arthropoda; Ostracoda; Podocopida; Darwinulidae. The record is from the annotation of a GenBank genome assembly.